AUGUCGUUUAAAACAACCAUAUUGGGCUCUGAAAGGCUCCUCCCCAACAAGCCAAUCUCCGAGCAGAUUACCGCCCUCUCGUUGCUCGAUGCGGUCUCGGUGGAUUUCAUCGCGCCCUGUGCCACUUGGCUGUUCGAGCCUCCAGCCCCAACAGACCUCGAUCAUUUCGACCGUUCUCACCACUUUCGGACUUCGCUUCGGAUUACACUCGAAGCUUACCCCCAAUGGUGUGGGAGGCUGAAGCUGGUCACGGAGGUCGAUUCCGUUUCUGCAAUCGAUCCAGAUCAUGAGCUCCCUCCCCACGCUCGACGCCUGGGCCGUGUCCAUCUCAUCCAUGGAUCCUCGCAAGACCCCGGCGUGGAAUACAUCGUUGCCGAGAGCACGGCUACGCUGGACGACCUCUGUCCGACACCUCAAGCGCAAUCCCCGACUGUUUGGGACCGCUCGAAUGUAUCCUUUGCGUCCUUUGUUCCUUCCACGCCAGUCAAGAAACCCCAUGUAGACGCAGAUGAUGGAGGCGCUUUCCGGCCGCACGUAGCCAUUCAACUCACCUCCCUCGCGUGCGGUGGAUUCGUAUUGGCCGUGAAGACCGCCCACCCGCUGGCCGACGCCCAUUCCUUGGCCCGUUUUGUGAAAGACUGGGCGAGAGUCAGUCAGGCGCUCUGUCAGCGGUCAUCCAUUCCGCCGCUCACGCCUCUCUUCAACCCGGGGCUGUUGGACUCUCGCGCCACAGGCGACAUCAACGCCGACCACGCCGACCCAGACAUCAUCAAACGCAUCAGUACCUUGCCCUGCGAGCGAUACGAUUUCUGGACAGACUCUCCGGGCUGUCCAUGGCCCGUGACAAUCCCCGAGUCAUUCCGCGCCGCAGCGCAGGUGCCAGCGGGUAAGCCCAUCCCUUGGUCAGAACUUGACUCCAAAUCUUCCGCGCAUUACCUUGUCCGCCUGAGCAGGGAGCAGGUCGAGUCUCUCUGGCAAGAGGCGAACCAGGAUGCGGACAGAGGCCGACUCAGCCGCCAUGACGCCGUCCUCGCCCACAUCUGGUCCUGCAUCAACCGUGCGCGUCAACUCCAGGACGACCGCAACCCCGUUCACUGCAACCUGACCUGCGGACUGCGCUCCGCGCUCCAGCUCGGCGACAACUUCCUAGGCACACCGACGCUCAUGGCCGACGUGGAAAUGCCCGGCGCAGACGUCGCCGCCACCACCACGCUGCGUCCCAUUGCACAACGCAUCCGCAACUCUCUCCAGCAAGUAAGCGAGCCCGACCUACUGGGCGCUCACCUACACAGCGUAGCCUUUGAGUCCACCCCGCAGCGCAUCUGGCAAGGUUUCCUGGGCCGCCGCCAUAUCAUGGUGACGACGUGGGCCCGGGCCGGCCUGUACGAGGUAGACUUUGGCUGGGGGCCAGCGCGCUACGUCGAGGAUGUGCUGGAGAACCUGGACGGGCUGGUCGUGAUCAAGGAAGCGCCGCCAACAGACCGCCCCGCGGCAGCGGCGGCGUCUGGAUCGUGGACGGAGAACGGCGUGGAUGUCGUCCUACACCUCCGCAAGGAGGAUAUGGACCGGUUGAUCCGGGAUCCAGUGUUGACGCGCAGUGACUGA
Aspergillus terreus NIH2624 is the source of this 1605-nucleotide messenger RNA. Its product is annotated as transferase family protein. The transcript has a single exon. Lineage: Eukaryota; Fungi; Ascomycota; Eurotiomycetes; Eurotiales; Aspergillaceae. Bases 1 to 1605 code for a protein of 534 amino acids. The record is from RefSeq and is a predicted model, not a curated record.